GAUUUGCUGUCCAAAGCUUUUCUGUCAACAGAACAUAUUGGUUUUAAAUUAUUAUUUUAUAUUUCUUUGGGGAUGGUUAGGUUUAUAUUUCUUUAGCCUUAAAACUUACAAUUUAAAAAGAAGAUUUUUCUUAGCGGUGUUCUCUCUAUAAAUCAAUUAAGUGUACAAAAUACCACUUGUAAAUUCUCACCAUGAAUGGUGACAAUAUCGAAAUAAAAAUUGCCGAUGUCUUCAAUGUUAUCAGGCCUGAACUAGAGAGUGAUUUACCCCUUCAAUUACUCCUUGAGAAACUUGAAAAUGCUGGGAUUUUGGAUCAACGAGACCCUAGACUUGAAAAUCUGAGAAGUGUUAUUAAAGAAAUUGCAGGAAAGUCAAAAUGCUUUUACGAGAUACAAAUCAGUCUUCAAGGAUUUACAAAAAUAGUAAACGUCAAUCGGGAACUUUUGCUACCAGCGUUUUUGGACAAUUUAGUGAUACCGAAAUUUCUUGAUUUUGUGUGCAAACUUCAAAAUCUUUACGAAAACGAAUUGAACAAUGAUUCUGGAGAGGUUUCUCUCAGUCCUUCUGCUUGCAUUGACAACCCUGUGGAUACAUGGGGAGUGGCAGUUACAAGUGUAGACGGGCAAAGAUGUUUUAUCGGUGAUUCUGAGAAACCUUUUCUUCUUCAUUCAUUAUGCAAACCAUUGAUUUAUGGUAUGGCAAUUGAUGAAUUAGGGGUUCUCGAGGUGGAGAAAUACAUAGGACAUGAACCGAUUCAUACACAAAAAGAUAUUUUAUGUUUGGACUCCCAAGAUAGACCUCGAAGCCCACUUCUCGACAGUGGUUUCUUAGUGCUGUGCUUCUUGCUUUUUCGAAAUAAAGACUACGCAAAUACAGUCGAAGUUCACAGAAAAGUUUUCCGUUAUUUUAAUGCAUUAGCCGGAAAUGAAUAUUGCCAACAUAGAACACAAGUUUAUAUGGCUGCAAAGCAAUCCGGUUUCCAUCCAUUUGCUCAGGCCAAUUUGCUUGUAGCUAUGGACAAACUUGCAAUGGACCCUAACUUUAAUGAAGCUUGUGAUUUUUAUUAUGAAGCUCACUCGUUAGAAACAAACUGUGAAAGUUUAAGUUUAAUAGCAGCAACACUCGCCAACGGUGGAAUAAAUCCUUUGACAUUAAAACAAGUGUUAUCUCCAAAUGCUGUAAAAUAUGUCCUCUCAUCGAUGUAUACAGCUGGACUGUAUACAUUUUCAGGGAAAAGUUCAUUUCUGAUGGGCAAUCCAGGGAAAUCGGCAAGCUCUGGAGCAAUUAUGUUUGUCAUCCCUGGAGUUCUUGGUAUCGCCUUAUACUCACCAAAAUUAAACAAGGAAGGGAUUUCUGUUAGAGGGUUAAGUUUUAUGAAAGAAUUUAUCCGCACACAGAAAUUCCACAUGUAUGCCAACUUGACUUCAAGAGUUAAAAAGAAGUUUCCAGGAAGGAAAAACACGCUAGAUGAAUGUAACACUUAUUGUGAGAUGUUUUCAGCGCUGGCAUCACAUGAUAUUCCAAAAGUCGUAAAGCUGGCGGCGACUGACAUGGUUCACUCUAAAGAUAACGAGAAGAGGACAGUCCUCCAUGUCGCUGCUGCAAUGGGUUACUAUGAACUUGUAAAACACAUUGCUUCAAAAUACACUUAUUUAGUCAAUGAAAAAGACAGGUGGGGUAGAACACCACUCGACUAUGCUAAAAUAUCAGGAUCCCAUGUAGUUGUUGACAUAUUGCAAGAAUGGGAAAAAAUUAUGCAACCUCAAAAAUAAAUUACUCAGAAAAUAGGCCUGUAUUGAACAACACCCAUUCAA
This is a messenger RNA of Cimex lectularius (bed bug), 1814 nucleotides long. RefSeq names its product glutaminase kidney isoform, mitochondrial-like. The record is from RefSeq and is a predicted model, not a curated record. Bases 192 to 1772 code for a protein of 526 amino acids. The transcript is spliced from 12 exons. Gene Ontology annotation, molecular function: protein binding; glutaminase activity. Gene Ontology annotation, biological process: L-glutamine catabolic process. NCBI's taxonomy places the organism in Eukaryota, Metazoa, Arthropoda, Insecta, Hemiptera, Cimicidae.